UGACUACGGAGACGUGACAUACAUGUGAACAUCUUUGCGCUGUUUUGUCAGUUUAAAUACACUACCAGGCACGUGUGUUGACAAUAAUUGAACUCCGAAUUUGGAGAGCUUGUUAAGUUACUGAUAUUAUUAAUUAAUAACUAGAAAGAGCAAAAUACUCUCUAUACAAUGUCUGGUCAGUGGGAAUUUGUGGGUAAAACUAAGCAGAAAGCAAAUGGUCAGGCAGUCAAAAAACUCAGCAAGAAUGAAAAAAAGAAAUUUGUAGAGAAUGCACCUAAAGUUGAAGACAUUCUUCCUCUAUCGCAAGUGAAAACGCUGUACAGUGCCUUGGAUAAAGAAAACAGGAAGCCGCAAGGAAAGGAAAGUGUCGCUGUAAAAGAAAACGGUGAAAAGAAACAACCUAAGAAGCAGCCAGAGAAAAAGAAGGAAGCCCCAAAAGAAAAGAUUGCACCUCCAAAAAAUAUUGAGGCUGCUGUGAAACUGAUUAAAGCUGAUGAAUUAGAUUCUGAAAUAAAGAUUGGGCAAGCAAGAUUUGCAGAAGCACCAUUAGUAUGGCUUAAAGGAAUUGCUAUUUACUGCAACAGCAAGCUAUGUGUGGAGCACAGUCCAGUAUUCCAAGGAAAACCAAACGAAUACCCUCUGAGCUUGCUGUCAGGGGAGGUUCGUGAACUACUAAGAAGAGCCAUCAAAGAUGCUGGGGAAGGAGUUAUUCAGUCAUACUAUGAAUGGUGUCUGACGUCAAUGGCAAAUGAUAUGACAAAAGGAACAUCAUCAGGAUUGGGGUAUAAAGUAGUUCUGCAAUUGCUUGCAUUCCAGAGCCCUUUGUUGACAGUAACAGCUAUUCCAAAGGCAAUGGAGCUAAUGAAUUCAUAUCAGAACAGACAGUCCAUUGGGUUGUCAAUUUUGUGGGCUAUUGGGCUUGGGGGCAUCAAGGAUUUUGCAGCAGGCGUGAAAGUGUGGAAAGGUGUUAUGUUGCCUUUUAUUGAGAUGCGCAACUACACUAAUUAUGUGAUGGGGUACGCUAAAGAUUUAUUUACACGGAAGGCAGCAUCUCGGGUUGUUCUCAGUGAAGACCAGUUUUUUAGUAUUUUAGAUGUUGCUUACAACCCAAAAUUGAACAUUCCUGUGUCACUUCGGCAAGAAUGUGCUGUGAGCUUAAGGAAACAUGUGAUGGAUACAGACGCAGAAAAAAGACUUUCUGGAAUGUUCCAGUCCCUACUGGAACGAUUAGUGCCAUCAGCCCAUGAAAACUUGAAAUCUGAGCUGUGCAUAUAUCUUUCUGAUUGCCUUCAGAAUCAACCAGAAAGUUUCACCACUUGGCGACAAAUAUAUACUAAGGUGUUACCACAAUCAGCAUUGCUGUUGAGACAUAUAACUAGAAGCUGGAAAUUUGAUCCCAGGAAUCAAACUUUCAAACAGCUGAAGCAAACUUUGUCUGCUUUCCAAAUUACAAAUGAUGAGCUUCAGUCAGUGAAACGUAAAGAAGACGGCCUUGCAGAUUGUAGAAAAAUUUGCACGGAACUUCAACAAAAAAUGACAGUAAAAAGAUCAUUUCCAUAUGGCCUCGGGUGUUUGGUUCUUAUUGCAGCCAUUGGAGCUCUAACAGCCUAUGAUGUGAAGCGACAUGGCACAUUUAAGUCCUCAAGCACAGGACUUUUUCUACGUGACAUAGGCGCUCUGAAAUAUGGAGAACAGGCUUGGAAUAACGCAGUAGUAUUCUCAGGCAAAUCGUAUCAAUGGGCUGAAGAGAAUGUGCCACAUUACUAUGCUAUUGCAUCUGAAAAGGCUAAACCAGCUGCAGAAUUGUGCUGGAAGGGAAUAGUCAUUAUGAUGGAGUAUGUGACAAUUUGGUAUGAGAACAUUAGAGUGUAUGGAGAAGCAGCAUCUCGAAUAUUUAUUGAUUGGGUGAAUCAUUAUGCACCGGGUCUAUUGGAAAAACUAAAAGAGCAUUCCAUCAAUGUGUGGAACAUGACAGUGUAUUACACAAUAGCAAUGUGGAACUGCUCACUGGAAUAUGUCAAUGUAGCCUUGGAAUGGCUAAGGAAUACAGUUUUCACUGGUUCCUUGUCUCCAGAGAAUAUCCAGAAAUAUUCAUUGGAAGCACUAAAUACAACACAAAUCUACGCUUUGCGGACAUAUGAUUGGGUGUAUCAGAAAGUUCAAACACUGUCCAAAACACAUUGACAUGUAACCAAAUGUCUAGUGCCUCACAUGAAACCAUGUCAAAUGUAUCACUUACCAAAAUAGUUUUUGGCAAAGGGGGGACCAGUAAAAAGUCUGUGAAUUCACCAACUAAUAAACAUUUCCAUAAAAAUUACAUGCUGUAAAUUUAUUGUUGUUUUGUAUUUUCUUGAUACUUAUGGACACAUUCUGUGUGGUAUCAUUUGAGCUUACUGUGUCACCAUUUGAGAAAAUGGUGACAAUCUGUAUUUCGUAUACUGUAAAAUUUUAAAAAGUUUGUCCACUAGAUUAAUUUUUGAAUUUUUUGUAUGUGAAAGUAAUUUUUGAAAAUGACUUUCAGUUCAGGCAUGUAAUUAGUGCAGUUUGCAUUGUGCUGCCUCUCUCUCAUUCCUAAAUAUUUGAGACUGAACUUACGUUUUGAGACUAGUAAGUUUUUUAACUAAUAUUGUGACGACUUGUAAAAUUGUUAGGGAUUUGAAAGAUUUUUUGUUAUUUAUACUGAGUUUUAUUAUGCAUGGUUGUAGCAAUAAGGCAGUGUUCUACAAUGUAGGAACCUGCUGUUGCAUAUGAAUGUGAUGGAGAAUUAAUGAUAUUAAAUUUAUUUGAAAUGUUA
Schistocerca cancellata (South American locust) is the source of this 2794-nucleotide messenger RNA. It is a transcript of the gene Tmem214, whose product is annotated as transmembrane protein 214-B. Bases 169 to 2184 code for a protein of 671 amino acids. The record is from RefSeq and is a predicted model, not a curated record. Gene Ontology annotation, cellular component: Golgi apparatus; endoplasmic reticulum. Lineage: Eukaryota; Metazoa; Arthropoda; Insecta; Orthoptera; Acrididae. The transcript has 13 exons.